Messenger RNA from Pyrus x bretschneideri (Chinese white pear), 772 nucleotides. Its product is annotated as mitochondrial import inner membrane translocase subunit TIM14-1. Gene Ontology annotation, biological process: protein import into mitochondrial matrix. Gene Ontology annotation, molecular function: ATPase activator activity. NCBI's taxonomy places the organism in Eukaryota, Viridiplantae, Streptophyta, Magnoliopsida, Rosales, Rosaceae. The record is from RefSeq and is a predicted model, not a curated record. Gene Ontology annotation, cellular component: PAM complex, Tim23 associated import motor. The coding region runs from base 65 to 532 and encodes 155 amino acids. The transcript has 3 exons.
AUGAUAGGUACCAAAAAUUAAUGGACGAAUUAGAAUCUGGGAAUUAGGGUUUAGGGAUUAAAACAUGCUGGGCAGAGCACACAGCUUCUUCUUCCCCAACUCACAACAACCCAAAGCCACAACCAGCUUCGAGAAGCCUCUGAAUGAAAGACAAACCGCAAAUUCGCAGCUCAGUCACGACACAUUCAACGAUAUGGCUACACCAUUGUUGGCUGGUCUUGCAGUAGCUGCUACUGCCCUUGCUGGUAGAUAUGGUAUCCAGGCUUGGCAUGCGUUCAAGACACGACCACCAAAAGCUAGAAUGCGGAAAUUUUAUGAAGGUGGCUUCCAGCCGACAAUGACAAAGAGGGAAGCAGCUCUUAUUCUUGGCAUCAGGGAAAGUGCAGCUGCAGACAAGGUCAAGGAAGCACAUAGAAAGGUCAUGGUCGCGAACCAUCCUGAUGCGGGUGGCAGUCAUUACCUUGCUUCCAAAAUCAAUGAAGCUAAAGAUGUGAUGCUCGGGAAGACAAAGGGCAGCGGAUCAGCAUUUUGACGCCAUUUCGACGCCUUUGAAAAUGCCUCGACUUCAAGUAGUGUGCUAAUCAGUAAAAUGCCCCCCUUCGCCUCCUCUCUCUAAGGUAUUUUUGCUGGAAUGUACGAUCUUGAGAAAAAUGGGAAUUCCAUUGCAUCUGUCUGUGUAGGUUCAAAUUUUGUUCAAAUUGAUUGUAUUCGAGUUUGUGAUAUUGAAUGCCAUAAAAAGAGGGCAAAGGAAAGGCCUUUCAGAUGCUUUUAA